UUUGAUAGUAAUAAGAGAAGAGAGGCGAAAAAUCCAAUUGGCGGGCGUGUUUCCAAGUCCCAAUUUCCGCGACGCACGGGAUUAGCACAGUUGCAUAGGUACGACUGCGUCCCAUUCCUGAGACCAACCGUCUCCCCUUCCCUCACUCCAACACUACACCUUUCCUCCAUUUCCCCUCUCCCUCUCUCCCUCACUUCCCCACCCAUGCCAUGUCACCGUCGUCGAUCCUCUUCCUCCUCCACGCCCCCCUCCUCCUCGCCUCCGCAUGCGGCCCCUCCGCCAUCCCCUUCCCCUUCCACCUCUCCCCCGCCUCCCCCGCCCCCGCCGCCUUCCGCCUCUCCUGCCUCAACUCCUCCUCCCUCUUCCUCACCCUCGCCUCCCGCUCCUACCGCGUCCUCCGCUUCCUCCCCGACGGCCUCCUCCUCGACUUCCCCAACGCCUCCCUCUGCCGCCACUACAACGACCUCCGCUCCUUCCCCUUCGCCGCCGAUCAGUACCUCGCCGUCUCCGCCGACAACGUCCUCGACUUGUACGGCUGUGACGACUCCUCCCUCUGCAAGCCCGAAUGCGAGCGCACCUCCUCCAUGCCCUCCUGCGACGGCCGCGCCGCCGCGGCCUACCCCUCCUGCUGCUACCCCCUCUCCGACCGCGGCGCAUGGCGCCCCGCCGACGGCCUCGCCGCCUUCUCGCGCUACGGCUGCAGGGGAUUCUCCUCCUGGGUCGUUGUCCCCGGCAGCGCCGUCGGCAUCCGCGGCGUCAAGCUGGAAUGGGCGCUUCCCAGGAACUCCACCGCCGCCCCCGCCUGCGCCGCCAAUGCCAAUGUCGUCAACGCUACUUCCGUUGCCAACGGAUUCAGAUGCCGAUGCGUUGAUGGAUUCUCCGGCGACGGCUUCCCCGCGGGAGUCGGAUGCAUCAAGUCCUGCUUCAAGGAUGGAAAGGAAGUUCAUGGAAAUGAGUGCUAUGAGGUUAAACAUGGCAGAAAAAAGGCAAUCAUUUUAGCCGGGUUACUAACCUCAACUCUAUCUAUUGUGUCGUUGACGGCACUUUUCCUCAUGAAACGCAGUAUUCGAUCACACAAAUUAAACUCAGAGCAUUGCCAAACCGCCUUCUCCUCCCACAAGGCCAGGCUCUUCACCUACCACGAGCUCGAGGAGGCCACCAUGGGAUUCGGCGAGGGCCUCGACGGCGCCGCCGCCACCCCAACCUCCACGCUCUACGGAGGCGUGGUGGGCGGCGGCUCCCGCGUCGCAGUGCAGAAAGUCCUGCACUGCGACUGCGAGACCGAGGCGGACCUCAUCCGCGUCAUGCUCCGCCUCGAGACGCUCGCCGCCGUCUCCGCGUCCCACGGGAGCGUGGCGCGCGUCGUCGGGUGGUCCGUCAACCCCGGCGCCGCGCCCCUCGUCGUCUACGACCGCCCCGAAAACGGGACGCUGAUGGACCACCUCCGCCGCGCCCGGCACGAGAACGUGCCCUUCCACUGGCACCGGAGGCUCGCCGUCGCCGCUCAAACCGCUUCCACCCUCGCCUUCCUCCACAACGACAUCUCGCCGCCCGUGUUCCACCACGACCUCCACUCCGCCUGCAUCUUCCUCGACGCCGACUUCUCCGUCAAGCUCGCCGGCUUCGAGCUGCGCCACGCCGACGACGACGGCCGGAGGCGGAGGAGCGACGUCUACGGCCUCGGCCUCGUGCUCCUCGAGAUCAUCACGGGCAAUGCCGCGGCGGAGCAGGCCCUCCACAAGGGGAAGCUCGAGGAGAUGGUGGACCCCAGCCUCUACUACCACGAGCAGCCGCCGUCGAGGCGCGAGCAGAUACAGAUCGUCGUCGACCUCGCCACGCGGUGCCUGCUCUUCGGGGCCGACGCCGCCAAGCUCGGGAUGGCCGACGUGGCGAGGGAGCUGCUGCAUAUCGCCCGAGACUGCGUCGACGGAGGCAGCCGGAGGGGGCCGGCGUUGGAGGAGACGUUCUCCAAUUCCAGCCUCCUUCAGAUGAUAUCCAUGUCGCCGGAUUCAAUCUACGUCCCGUCGCAAACCAAACCCGACUCAUAUGUAUAAUUGAACAUUUCUACUCCAUUUUAAUACUGAACUGGCUGGCUGUAUUGAUUUGCUUAAUUAAUUAAGGGGAAAUAA
Molecule: messenger RNA, 2129 nt
Organism: Salvia miltiorrhiza (redroot sage)
Lineage: Eukaryota; Viridiplantae; Streptophyta; Magnoliopsida; Lamiales; Lamiaceae
Product: probably inactive receptor-like protein kinase At2g46850
Exons: 3
Coding region: 210-2054 (614 amino acids)
Biological process (GO): protein phosphorylation; cell surface receptor signaling pathway
Cellular component (GO): plasma membrane
Molecular function (GO): ATP binding; protein serine/threonine kinase activity
Source: RefSeq, a predicted model, not a curated record